UGAGUAUUGUCAGUCGAAGGCUCAUCGUUUUCUGAAAACUUUCACAAUGCAGGUCCUCGUUGUCUUCUGUAUAGGUUUAGCUGUUGCCUUUGCGGCUCCAGACACAUCAUGUUCCAGCCAGAUUAGGGGAUUGGAAGACGAGAUGUCGGAGUUGAGAAAGAUUUUCCAGACAAUGAGCGAUGAGAUGGAACAGAUGAAGGUUGUUGUUGAUGACGAGGAGCCAUCAGUGAGGUCUAAGAGAUCCGGUGCUUAUGCCUAUGCCGCUGCACCAGUCGCUUACUACAGAGGACCCCCAGGCCCAGCUGGUAGACAAGGAGCACCAGGUCCAAAGGGAGACCAAGGAUCAUCAGGAGCAGAAGGACCUCAGGGAUAUCCAGGAUACAAGGGUGAAACUGGUGACCAAGGAAUAACUGGUGCCCCAGGACCACAAGGUCUUACUGGCGCCCCAGGACCACAAGGAGAGGUAGGAGAUACCGGUGCACCAGGAGUACCAGGUGCUCCAGGUCCACAGGGCCCAUCAGGACCAAAGGGUGAACAAGGAUUCCCAGGACACCAAGGACUCCCAGGCGAACAAGGAGAAACCGGAGAGAAAGGUGACACUGGUUACCCAGGAAUGACUGGUGCUCCAGGAAUGAUGGGAGCCAAGGGAGACAUGGGAGUAUCAGGUGCCCCAGGAGUUCAAGGUGAACCAGGACCACCAGGUGUUCAGGGAGAAAAUGGACCACAAGGACCAAUGGGACCACAGGGUGAAUCUGGAGAACAAGGAGGUUCCGGACCACAAGGAUACCCAGGACACAAAGGAGAUAGAGGAGUAACUGGUGCCCCAGGAGCCAGAGGAGCAGCUGGUGCCGUUUACCAAGCACCUGCCCCCGUUUAUGGAAAAUAUGUUGCAGCCCCAGUUUACACAAGAAAUAGGAAGGGAUAAAUAUCUUUAAAAUUUAGUUUAUACAAUUGGCUGAAAUUCCAUAAUAUAUUUUCUAUUCCAUCUCAGUCGUGUCUUCGGCUAGAGCGCUCUAGUCGAUUAGUUCCGUGACGAGAACAACAGUUGUAGAAUUUAAAAAAAAAGAUAUCUGUGAUCUUGUCAAGAUGAAAUAAAAACUAAAACUUUUUUA
Molecule: messenger RNA, 1112 nt
Organism: Mytilus trossulus (common blue mussel)
Lineage: Eukaryota; Metazoa; Mollusca; Bivalvia; Mytilida; Mytilidae
Product: collagen alpha-1(III) chain-like
Exons: 3
Coding region: 47-925 (292 amino acids)
Source: RefSeq, a predicted model, not a curated record